Molecule: messenger RNA, 1693 nt
Organism: Talaromyces proteolyticus
Lineage: Eukaryota; Fungi; Ascomycota; Eurotiomycetes; Eurotiales; Trichocomaceae
Product: fungal-specific transcription factor domain-containing protein
Exons: 6
Coding region: 188-1678 (496 amino acids)
Biological process (GO): positive regulation of transcription by RNA polymerase II
Cellular component (GO): nucleus
Molecular function (GO): zinc ion binding; transcription cis-regulatory region binding; DNA-binding transcription factor activity, RNA polymerase II-specific
Source: RefSeq, a predicted model, not a curated record
CGCUUCCCAAUUGUAAUAUCAGUUAUUACUCUAAAUAUACAAAUUAUCAUAUACCGAAAGGACAAUUAUAAGCCAUCUAACUCUGUCAGCCUGACUCGCUGCAUUCCAUAUGCAUUCAAUGUUGCUAAUCGCGCAUUAUCUCUGUUGACUCUUCGAGAACCUCCCUUAGGUUAGGUAGAAUUCCACUAUGGAGGAGACUAUGAGUACUCGGGCACGGAAGUCCUGUUUGAAUUGCCGGCAUCGCAAAAUUGCCUGCGACAGGACGCUGCCAACUUGUGGCACCUGUAUGAGGCGAGGGAAAGAGUGCUCAGGGUACUCACUCAGCCUAUCCUGGCCUCAUGCUGGGGAUACACGUCGUGCUGUUACGGCUAAUGUGCCAAGCCGCAAGUUGCCUGGCCCCGUCGUAUUCCUAAACACAUUCAUCUGGGAUACCAGUCUGUAUAUCGAGAGAAAUUCGCCUAUAAACCAUAUGGGCGUUUGGCAUAUUCCUGGCCCGAGUCGCUCUUUACAGACGCCACAAUUCGGCACAUAUAUGGCCCCUGCACAAUACGCUUCGGCCAUUGAAAUGAUCACCUCCCGAGGGGACCUACGGCGAGACGUCUGUAGCCUUCUCUAUCGCAUGUCGCUCACUGACGAGUUACCCCCAUCUCUUGCCGUCCGUUACUCGAUGAAUGCUAUUACCUACCUCUAUCUCCAGAGGUCACGUGAAUCAGCCUACAACCGCAUGAGAGCAGUUUCUGCUUUGCGAGAGGCUCUUAGUCAGGUGCUGGAUUCUAAGAGUUGGGCUCAAGCAAUCGCUGCAAGCAUGCUCCUGAGCAUAUAUGAGGCCGUUGACCGGUCUGGCAUGGCUAAGAAUUGGUCCGUAUACUUUGACGGCUCUCUAAUGAUUGUAAAGUCUAGGCAUCAGGAGCACAGAUCCUAUGGUGGGGAUGCUGCAACCCUCCUGGACUGGGUAUUCUAUCAUAACGUCUUGUACAAGUUCAGCAUACGCCAUUGGCAGCAGCGUACCGUAGAGCAGGAAAGAAUUGCAAACCGGGAGAUGGUCAUUUCUCAGGCCAUCUUCAACCCCAACCGUCACAUCAUUCAGAGCACUCUUGGUUGCUCACUCGAGCUUCUCAAUCUCCUAGGCCAAGCCGUGGACCUAGCUGGACAAGAUCGCAAUGACCCCGGGUUCCUUUCCAAAAGUCACCAGUAUGCCAUCGAAAGCCUUGAACGGCGGCUCCGUGCUAUCGACCAGCAGCUCUGUAGUGGGAUUGACGAUGAAGAAUAUCACACUAUUGGAAGCAGGAAACACUAUACUGCGAUUGCCCAGUUAUUCCAAUUCGCAACUCUUAUAUACCUGGAUCGUGUGGUCAGAGGAUCUCCAAUCUCCUCGCUCGUAUCUCGAGCCGCUGCUGAGCAGUCGUUUAGCAUAUUGAGGGACCUCGGGGUUUGUGAACGGCCAUUUCCCAUGUUCAUUCUGUCACUCCAAGCGGAGAGUGACUCCGAUAGGAUGCUAAUGAUUAAGAGCCUUCAGCGUACAAGGAAGGAGAGGACGUUGAGCAACCUCGACUGGACGGAACAGAUGAUACGGAGAAUAUGGGCCCAGCAAGAUUUGCACGGCAUAGAGGAUGUAGAUGCACUCUUUGUUAUUAAUUCAGUUAUUAGCGCUAAUAAUGCACCGCCAUCCUUCACUUAACAUUGCAUAACUGCC